Molecule: messenger RNA, 471 nt
Organism: Trematosphaeria pertusa
Lineage: Eukaryota; Fungi; Ascomycota; Dothideomycetes; Pleosporales; Trematosphaeriaceae
Exons: 2
Coding region: 74-373 (99 amino acids)
Biological process (GO): regulation of transcription by RNA polymerase II
Cellular component (GO): mediator complex
Molecular function (GO): transcription coregulator activity
Source: RefSeq, a predicted model, not a curated record
GGACCCCUCAAAGCGUAAUGCAGCAGCUCUACACCACGACCUCAUCCAAUCCCUGAUCCAGCACUACCAAACGAUGCUCGCGCACGCGCGCGAAGACGCGCCCAGCGACUACAGCCGCGCCGCGCAGAAAGAACUCGCCAUCAAAGAGGAAUCCAGCGCGCUCGUGACAACCGCGCAGAAUAUGGCCAUGCUGGUUCGCGACUUGCAGGAGCUGUGGCUGUUUGGGAGUCUGGACACGUUGACGGAUCCGGCGGACGAGGAGGAGGGUAGGAAGAAGGCGUUGGAGAUUGCGGCGCUGGUGGAGAUACUGGCGAAGAGGCCGCCGGGAGAAUAUAUGGAGGAUGGGAAUGCGGCGCUGGAGGGAGAGACUUGAGAGAGGGGUUACGGACCAAAGGGGACAACACUACGAUGUAGCAUUUGAGCUUCUCGAUGGCUGUAUCUGCGACGUCGAGGCCGUAUUUUUGGGCAAGG